This is a messenger RNA of Microdochium trichocladiopsis, 2166 nucleotides long. RefSeq lists its product as uncharacterized. Gene Ontology annotation, cellular component: spliceosomal complex. Gene Ontology annotation, biological process: mRNA processing. The record is from RefSeq and is a predicted model, not a curated record. NCBI's taxonomy places the organism in Eukaryota, Fungi, Ascomycota, Sordariomycetes, Xylariales, Microdochiaceae. The coding region runs from base 1 to 2166 and encodes 721 amino acids. The transcript has 2 exons. Gene Ontology annotation, molecular function: mRNA binding.
AUGGCUGCCCCAGGAACAGCAGCACCACCUGGUCUCGCCCAACCAAACGCGGCUCAUCUUCCGCCUAACCUACCCAGCGGGCUACCCAACUCCUUCCAAGCACCGCCGAACCUGCCCAAUAUCAACUUCAAUGCACCCGUGAUUCGCCUCGGCACUACAGCUCCGAAACCUCAGAACCCCAGUGUCCCCUCAAGGAAGGACAACGACACGCCACAGUCGAACGGGCCGAGGCCUGGCGUAGGAAACGACAGGAACAUAGACCAGCAGCGCCAGGCAAUGCGGGAGACCAUGCAGGCGCUUGUACCGCCUACUCGGGACGAGGUUACGCGGACCGUGUUUGUGGACGGCAUCACCGACGGACUCGGUGGCACAAAGGGCCUGGAAAGAUUACUUGGCAUCGCAGGCAAGUUACGACGCUUGGACCGCGCCACGGACGCGAGCGGCAAAGAGUUGACGUUCGCCUUCGCUCAGUUUGAGGAGAUCGAGGCGCUGCACAUCGCAUCCGAGAUCUUCCAAGACAUUGUCGUUCCCAGCCAGAAGCAGACACCGUCGGAGGAUUCGGACAAUAAAGAUGACACCUACGACAAGUUUGAGAAGCAGCCGAUGAAGUUCCGCUUCGACGAAGCAUCAACCAAGCUUAUCGAGUCUCACAAGGAGGAACGUGGGGAGGACCCAGAGACCCCUGCGAGGAUAGAUGCCGCGAAGACGUCUCUCAAGCAAGCCAUCCACCAGCUUUUUUACCCACCGGUUUCCUCAGGGGCAGAUGCGGACGGAGAUGUCACGAUGGGUGAUGCCGCUGGCAAGAGCGGCGACAAUGUCGAAGUCGUGAAUAUCCCGCUCGCACAGGACGACGAGCUGGCUGACAUCCCUCCUGAGAUGCGCGAGACCGUUGCGGCGGAGAUUCAGGCAUUCAGAGACAGGAGCAUCCAGCGCGACUUGGAGAGGCUGAAGCGCGAGGAGGAGUUCGAGGCAGCGGAGCGCCAGCGGAAUGGAGCUAGUCGCGCUUUGCGGCAAUCCUCGCCGCCCUCGAGCUCCAACAACAUUCCCGUGGGCCCUCGGGGCAUGGCGAACGCGCCUUCUGGGCCUAAGGGGCAGAAGUCGGAUCUCGGCAAAGACCACAACCGAUCAGUCGAGUUCGUCAACGGCGGCACCACCAAUGGCAGCCAGCUCUACGACCGGGAUGAUGAGGACGAUCCGGCCAGUGAUGAGGAGCUUGAGCGACGCAGGUUAGCCAAGAAGACGGCCGAGACAGACAAGAUGUAUAUCGAUGCAGAGCGCCGCUGGUUGAACCGAGAGAAGUCAAGGACAGCGGCCCUAGAGCGUGAGAAGGAACGCGACGCUGCGGACGAGGAGAACUUCGCCAAGAACCAACAAAAGAUGAUUGAGCAGCUCAAGGAGCUCAACGAAGACGACGAGAACACUACGAAGCACUGGGAAUACUUCCAAGACCGCAGCGCCUGGAUACGGAACCGCGCGGCGUUUCGGGCCCGAGAGGUGGCUGCCGACGAAGCUGACCGGAGGGCAGAGGAACAAGAAAAUGCCCGCGAGGAGGCUCAGCGUGAACAUGCUAGGGGCAUGGCAGACUCGUUCCUGGAGAGGCAAGCACAGGAAAUGGAGGAACGACGACCCGAAAGCGCGGCCGUGUCUGCUCCACAGCCGUUCAAGCUUUCGCUUGGCGCGGCGGCGCAAAAGGCCCAGUCUCAGCGCGCACCACGCAAGACCAUGGCCGAAGUUGAGGGUCUGCUUGAGGACGAGGAGGAAGACGCCACCAGCAAGAGGCAGCUCAUCCCCAUCAAGUUUGAGCCUAUGGCGGCGGCAGCGAUGACUGACGAAGAACGGGACCAAGCCGUACGGUCACUGGCACAGGAGAUUCCGAGUGAAACGGAAGGACUCUGGGGCUGGGACGUGCAGUGGGACUACUUGGACGAGAGCGUCAUCCGCGAGAAGCUGCGGCCGUUCAUUGAGAAGAAGCUCGUCGAGUACCUUGGUGUCCAGGAGGAGCUGCUCAUUGAGGUUGUUGAGGAGCAUCUGCGGAAGCACAGCAAGCCGAUGGAGCUUGUGGAAGAGCUGGCAGAGGCACUGGACGACGAAGCAGAACCUUUGGUCAAGAAGCUGUGGCGGAUGGUCAUCUUCUUCACCGAGAGCGAGAAACGCGGGCUCGCAUAG